ACAGUCUUGGUAUAUGUGUUUCAGGUCAGAGGACUCUCAAAAUGUAUCAGGUGUAAGGACCCACGUUAUGGCGACACAAGAUCCAGAUGCAUUAAGAUGGACACAGCAAACGGUUGAUAGUGUGCGUCAAGGUGGAUAACGGAGAAAUCGGGAAACGAAAAACAAUCCAACAAUUGUGGAGGCGGCUUUAUUCCCUGGGAUUACCGGGGAGAUUAACAGGGGCACAGGGUUUAGAUAUAUGGUCAAACGAGGGAAGACGUCUGAAAGAAGGAGUGACACGAUAGGGCUAUGCACGCUUAAGGCAAUGAUAUAAUUCGCAGGCAGUGGGUAUAUUCCAUAAUCUCCCCACCAUCCUCCAUGGCGCUUAGAGUAUCAGAUCUCACAGAGCCGCUGAAAAGGCUAAAAAGUCAGAGGCUGUAGAGCAGUUUGAUCCCUCGGUUUAUUUUGCGAUGUCAGCUUUCGGCAUCAGUCUACAAUCCGUUUCGUCCGUUGCGGCCGAGAUUUCAGCACCAGCUGAGUUGGACAGCGCCUGCGCGGACUGCGACUCGCAAACUCCUCCAGCCUCACGAGAAGACUUCACUCAUCUGCAUCAGUCACUCCUUCACAACGGCCCCGGAGGCCUCGGCACGGUUCUGGAGGAAGAACUGGCCAUGCUUACACGGGAACGGGAAGAAGAUUUGGUCAUAAACGAGCAGGAUGCCGAUAUUUUAGCACUCUUCCGGCAGAAAGAGAAGGACUUGGUUCUGGCUGCAAAACUCGGGAAAGCGCUGCUCGAGAGAAACCAGGACCUCACGAAGCAAUAUGAAAAAAUGACCAAGGACCUGAACGAGAAGCUAGAGAAUCUGGAGCAGGAGAAGCAUGAGCUGCGGCGACGCUUGGAGAGACGAGAAGGCGAGUGGGAGGGUCGUGUGGCUGAGCUGGAGACUGAUGUGCAGCAGCUCAAGGGUGAGCUGGAGAAGCACAAGGUACAGCUGCGUGAGGCUGAUCGGGACAAGACCCGCACCAUCACCGAACUCUCAGAACAAAACCACAGUCUGCUCGAGCAGCUCAGCAGAGCUGCUGAUGUGGAGAGACGGCUGUGCACUCAGGUACAUUCAUUGAGGGAUGAUUUCAGAGAGAAGGACAUCUCCAAAAAACAGCACAUGACACAACUAGAGAGCCUACAAGUAGAGCAAGGGCUAGAAAUAAAGAUGCUGUCUGAGCGAAAGCAGGAACUUGAGCGAUGUUUAACCAAAUUGCAUGAGGAGAAUGAGCAGCUGCAGAGCACUGUGGACAACUUGAAAGAGCGAACAUUUGUUUUGGAGAAGCUAUGCCACGAGAAGGACUUGCAGCUGCGGCAGAAUCAACUGGAGCUGCAGGAGGUGCGUGUGUCUCAUCGGCAGUUAAGUGCCCAUUUGGCGGAGAUGACUGAGGAGAGAAGUCUUCAGGGCUUCAGCUCUAACAGUCACUCACUGCUGAGUGAGAUAGAGCAAAGCAUGGAGCAGGAGGAGCUCGAGCAGGAGAGGGAGCAGUUGCGUCUGCAGCUAUGGGAAGCUUACUGCCAGAUUCGCUCUAUCUGCUCCCAGCUGAGAGGAAAUGACAUCACAGACUCUGCCCUGUCCACGGACUCAUCCAUGGAUGAGUCAUCAGAAACAUCAUCAGCUAAAGACGUGCCUAUGGGCAGCCUGCAGUCCAGUCUACUUGAGCUUCGCAGACUCACACAAAACGUGCUGGAUGGCAACGAGUCUACAGGAUCACGCCGCAGUGAUGAGGAUGUGCUAGAAGAGCAGGUGCGGAAACUUGUUGAGGAACUGCGAGAAGCGCGAGAGCUUUACGAAAAGGAGCAGGAAAGGGUACGGAGCACUCAGGAAGACAUGCUGCAACUACAUAAUCAGAUUGCACUUCUCUCCUUAGAAGUGUGCUCAACACGGGAGGAGAACGAGAGGCUAAGAGUGUCAGAGGUUCGAGAGCCAAGUGAACAACUACAAAAUGCCAUCCGAGACCGAGAUGAUGCCAUUGCCAAAAAGAAAGCAGUGGAGAUGGAGCUGGCGAAGUGUAAGGUAGACAUUAUGUCUUUGAACAGCCAGCUUCUUGAUGCUAUCCAGCAGAAGUUUAAUCUGUCCCAGCAGUUAGAAGCCUGGCAGGAUGAUAUUCUCAGAGUGAUAGAUCAGCAGUUGAUAGAUAAGCAUCAGGGGGAAUUGCUGGAAUCUCCAAACUCUUUCUCUGGGGCUAAGCCUCGUACGUACGGCUCCUCGGGAGCUUCUUCCAGGCGAGCAUCCCACCUCUCCGAUGGUGAUAAGCGCCUUUUCUCGUUUUUCAAGAAGAACUGAAUCUGUCUAGGUGAAAAGAGGAAGAAAGAUGAAGAUAGACGCUGAGAGUGUAAAGGAAAGCAGUGGCAUACCAUGAUCGACACAGCCAAAGACAGUAAAAUUAAUAAUCAGUAAAGAACAAAAACUUGGAGCUAUUUUUGCACUUUAGCUGUCCUAAGCACUCCUCUCCUUCAGAUAAUUCUAGAUGAGGCACAAGAGAGUCAGUAGAAAUUCAUCUGCUAAAUGAAUAAAUGUAAAUUCAAGAAACUUGCAUAGAGAAUAAGACAUUAUAUAUUUUACAGCUUCAGGGUGAUAUGUGCAGGAUUACCACUUUUAAAUAAUUUUGAGGCCAACUUCCCAUCCUAGUGCCUCAGAUAUUCUCCUCACCCCACUGCCAAGGGUUUCAAAGGAAAUGUCAGAUUUAGCUCUGUCAAACUGAAGGAUUCUUUUGGCCUUUAACUCAGGAUGAGCUAAACUCUGCAGGGUUCUCACUGAUUCAAAGUCAGGCUGCAGGUUGUAGUUUGUGAAU
Ictalurus furcatus (blue catfish) is the source of this 2817-nucleotide messenger RNA. RefSeq names its product BICD family like cargo adaptor 1 (gene bicdl1). NCBI's taxonomy places the organism in Eukaryota, Metazoa, Chordata, Actinopteri, Siluriformes, Ictaluridae. The transcript is spliced from 11 exons. The record is from RefSeq and is a predicted model, not a curated record. Gene Ontology annotation, biological process: vesicle transport along microtubule; Golgi to secretory granule transport. The coding region runs from base 450 to 2309 and encodes 619 amino acids.